UUUUGGAAUAUGCAUUUGACGCGGAUUGUUGAGGCUUUCACCUCGUCGCCUGAGAAGCUCGAUGAACUUUGUUCUGUGGAGUUGGCUUCAGCUGGUGUCUCUGUAUCACUUUUUAACGUCAUCUCGAAGCUUUUCAACAUUCCUCUCCUCAGUGUUGCAGCAUCCUUUUGCCUGAAGCAUAUCAAACAAUGCAGGCAGGUUCUCAGCAACAGCUAUCCUCAGUUUCCACAACUUUUAACUUUAGCUGUUGGCAUUGGUAUAUUUGAGGCUAUGGCCCUGUCUUUGGGAACUCUUCUCGGCUUGAUGGAAAUAUCAUCGUUCUGGAUUUCCAGAUACUCAAAUAUUUCUAAAAGGAAAAAGAAUUGCACCAAAAAAGAGCAACUUGAGAAGAAAGCUCAAAAGAGACAAGAACAACUUCGUAUUAUGAGAAUAGAUGUUUCGAAGCUUCCAGAAACUCUACAGAAAAGGAUUGAAGAUUGUCAAAUGCGGAUGAUAAAUGAAUGGGAAACCGAGGGUCUUUUUGGAGAAAAUGGUGAAAAUAAACCAUUGACAGAAUCGUUGGCCGGAGAAUCACGCACUACUAGAGAGACCGAUUCGGACAAAGAGUGA
Molecule: messenger RNA, 609 nt
Organism: Striga asiatica
Lineage: Eukaryota; Viridiplantae; Streptophyta; Magnoliopsida; Lamiales; Orobanchaceae
Source: the annotation of a GenBank genome assembly